Messenger RNA from Cyclocybe aegerita, 828 nucleotides. The record is from the annotation of a GenBank genome assembly. NCBI's taxonomy places the organism in Eukaryota, Fungi, Basidiomycota, Agaricomycetes, Agaricales, Hemipholiotaceae.
AUGGCUGGAACCGAGGUCCCAGUCAUGCUGUCAGUGGGCGAACUCCAGGAGUCCUAUGGUGUUCUCUUCGUCGCGAGCAAGGAUGGCAUUGUGGCCGUUACUAUUGCCGUAUUAUCCACGACCGGCUUCUCACUAGGACUAGUGUUGACUAUCAAGUUAAUAACUGAUAGAGCCUUCGCAUCACUGGCCAAUCCUCAAACAAGGGCGAUCGUGACGACAUCACAAGGGAUGAUCUUCUUCGCCGGCACCGUCACAUUUGGCGCUCUGUGCUUCUACCUCCGCCCGUCACAGAAUCCAGCGGUUAAGCCUCCAAAAGGAUUGUAUGAAGCUCUUGUUACCUAUAUCGUGGCGCGGGGGUUCCUGGCGACUGUCGUCCAACUAGGCUUCGUCCUCACCUUCGCCGCUAUGCCUUCAACGCCGGUCUGGAUGCCGUUCCACCUCGUCGCAAGCAAACUAUACGUCAACAGUCUUCUAACAAUGUCAGUCAAGGCCCAAGAUUCUGCCUUUUCUUCAUUUCCUAAUCUCCAACCUACCAGGCUCAACUCGCGCGAGAUCUAUCGCGGCCACGGCAUCAACGAAGAGGACCCCAUAAGCCGCUCGGACGACACGACAAGUUUCUCCGCCAGCCCUCCGCGGUUGAACUCGAACGUCCGGUUCGACUUCAUCGACACCAAGCCCGCGAUCAACGUCGACAUGCCGCCCUCAACGCCAGACAGCGAAACGAGCGAGUCGACGAGACGGAUGCCGACGACAACGUCGAUGUCGAUAUACGAUGAUGAGGAUGAGCCUCAUGAUUGGAACCACAAACGGGUUGGUGUCGCCCUUUAG